GUGGGGUUCGCCUAAAGCUGGGAUCUGCGAGACAUGGAGCUUGUUUGGAGCACUUUACGCCGCGCCGGGGCCCUCUGAUCGCCGGGCGGCGGCAACAGCAGCAGGAGCAACAGCAACGUGUUCGCGGGAUCCCACCGCGCUCGCUCUCUUUUUCCGUCCCAGAAAAGCCCCAAAGCCACGGGGGAUCCGGCUCGGUGGCUGGCGAGAGAGGAGGGGGGAGGGAAGGAAGGAAGGAAGGAAGCGAGAGAAAGGAGGGAGAGAAAGCGGGGCAAAGCCGAUCCCUGGUCGGAGGCUGUGCCGCCUCGCCGCACGAGGGGUGUCCGAAGCAUCGGGAGAUGACUUGUCGCCAGGAUCCGGUCUAAGCAGCCCAGGAGGAGGCGGUCUUCUCCUUUCUCGCCCUCCGUGCGUGCCUUCUCGUUUUUGUGCCAGCUUUGGCCCCCGAUCCCAGAGGAGACGACCGGACUGGGCUGGCCUUGGAGAGCGCAGGGGGCGAUUGGCAAGCGGCUGCGUCGAUCUCGGCAAGCAACUUGGGGGCGUGUGUGGCUUGAUUUCCUCUGGUGGAUAUUGCACUCCCCCUUUAGCCCUUUCCAGGACCCGUAAUUUUAUUUUUUUAAAGGGCCGCGCUUUUUUUUGCCAGCGGAUCCGAUUGAUGCUACUAGCGUGGGGGGUUCUUCGCUUAUCAAUCCGCACCUUCGGCGUCGCUUCGUCUUUGUUUGAAUCGCCAACCAGGCAACCUAAGGAACUCUCUCCCCGAUGGCCGGGAAACUGCAGAAGGGCUGGUUUGGGGGCUGGUGGACUACCGGAGUUUGCUUGACGGCGCUUUCCUACGUCCCAGGCCUCUGGGCUCAGACGGUGCUUGUCAACGACACGGUCUCGGGGUACAUUGGGACUGACGUGAACCUGCACUGCACCUUGACCAACCCCAGCCUCGGCAUGAAGAUCACCCAGGUCACCUGGCAGAAGGCCACCAAUGGCUCCAAGCAGAACGUGGCCAUCUCCAACCCCGUCAUGGGCAUCUCCAUCCUGCCCCCGUACAAGGACCGGAUGGUCUUUCGAAACACCUCCGCCCAGGAUGGGACCAUCCGGCUGUCACGCCUCAAGCUGGAGGAUGAAGGCGUUUACAUCUGCGAGUUUGCGACAUUUCCCGAUGGCAAUCGGGAGAAUCAGCUCAACCUCACUGUGUUGGCCAAACCGACAAACCGGAUGGAGGCCACCACGAGCCUGCUCAUUGCCAAGGCCGGUAUGACGGAGAAGAUUGUGGUCGCCACCUGCACAUCCUCCAACGGGAAGCCCCCCAGCACCGUGUCCUGGGAAACCAAGCUGAAAGGGGUGGCGGAAUACCAAGAGAUCCGUAACCCCAAUGGCACCUUCACCGUGGUCAGCCAGUACCGACUUUUGCCCAGCCGGGAGGCCCAUCGGCAGCAUCUGACGUGUGUGGUCAACUACCAACUGGACCGCUUCACUGACAGCAUGAUCCUCAAUGUGCUGUACGAGCCCGAAGUGAGGAUUGAUGGCUUUGAUGGCAACUGGUACCUCAACCGGAAAGAUGUGAAGCUGACUUGUAUCUCCGAUGCCAACCCUCCUGCCACCUCGUACCAGUGGAAGCUGGUCCCAUUGCCUAACGUAGGUAGGAAUAGACUGAACGGAUCGCUUCCCGACAACGUGGAGGUUCAGAACAGCACGUUGUUCUUCAAGGGGCCGGUCACCUACAGCCUGGCAGGGACGUACGUCUGCGAGGCCACCAACACCAUCGGGACGCGGUCUGGCCAGGUGGAAGUUAACGUGACAGAAUUCCCCUACACCCCGUCUCCACCGGGCACAUCCGUGGCGCAGUCGACCAUCCCCACCGCUGUGAUUGGGGGCGUGGUGGGCGGAGUCUCCCUGGUCGUGGUGCUGGCCGUGGUGGUUUUUGUCGUGCUCCGCCACCGGCGCCACACCUUCAAGGGCGACUACAGCACCAAGAAGCACGUCUACGGCAACGGCUACAGCAAGGCCGGCAUCCCCCAGCACCACCCUCCCAUGGCGCAGAACCUCCAGUACCCCGACGACUCGGAUGACGAGAAGAAGGCCGGCCCGCUGGGGGGGCACAGCUACGAGGACGAGGAGGAGGACGGCGCCGGAGGGGACCGCAAGCUGGGCGGGGGACCCCCCGGCAAGUACGAAGACGACUCCAAGCGGCCUUACUUCACGGUGGACGAGGGCGAGGCCCGCUCGGAGGCCUACGACGAGAGGACACUCGGUUUCCAGUACGACCCCGAGCAGCUGGACAUAGCCGAUAACAUGGUCUCUCAGAACGACGGGUCAUUUAUUUCCAAAAAGGAGUGGUAUGUUUAGCUCGCUCCGGCCGCACACCCCUUCUCUUGCCUCCUCGCACUCGCCACGCGCUGCCUCCGAGCCCCAGGGCCAACAGCUGUCACGCACAGCCCCUGCGUGCCCUCUUCAUGCACGAGCCCAUGCGCACGCACACAUAACACACAAAAACACAUCGACCUGGGCAGGGCGCAUAGUGUGACAGAGACUCUCUGUUUUUUUUUUUUUCCGUUUAAUGAACUGCUGCUGGUUCAGAGGCAACCAGGACAAGGCGAGGCAGGAGGGGGCUGGUCGUUCGUUUUAUCCAUUUUUGCUUUCGUUGUGGGGGGG
Lacerta agilis (Sand lizard) is the source of this 2640-nucleotide messenger RNA. RefSeq names its product nectin-1-like. The record is from RefSeq and is a predicted model, not a curated record. Bases 754 to 2334 code for a protein of 526 amino acids. Lineage: Eukaryota; Metazoa; Chordata; Lepidosauria; Squamata; Lacertidae. Gene Ontology annotation, biological process: heterophilic cell-cell adhesion; homophilic cell-cell adhesion; protein localization to cell junction. The transcript has 7 exons. Gene Ontology annotation, cellular component: adherens junction.